Molecule: messenger RNA, 390 nt
Organism: Linderina pennispora
Lineage: Eukaryota; Fungi; Kickxellomycota; Kickxellomycetes; Kickxellales; Kickxellaceae
Product: HIT-like protein
Exons: 2
Coding region: 1-390 (129 amino acids)
Biological process (GO): nucleotide metabolic process
Molecular function (GO): catalytic activity
Source: RefSeq, a predicted model, not a curated record
AUGGUUUCAAAGCUUGCUGCCGACUGCCUCUUCUGCAAGAUCAUCAAGGGUGAGAUCCGUCUCUUCUCGUUCCUCGACAUCGGACCGGCUCUCCGAGGGCAUGCCCUGGUCAUCCCCAAGUACCAUGCUGAAAAGAUGCACGAGCUGCCCGACGAGUUCUUGGCCGACGCUAUGCCUGUCGCCAAGAAGAUUGCUACGGCCCUGGGUGCGGAGAACUACAACAUCCUGCAGAACAACGGCCGCCUGGCUCACCAGGAAGUCAUGCAUGUCCACUUCCACGUUAUUCCCAAGCCCAAUGCCGAAGAGGGCCUGGGUGUCGGCUGGCCUACCAAGCCGGCCAACAUGGACAACAUCAAGGCUCUGGGCGAGAAGCUGAAGGAGAAGCUCUAA